This is a messenger RNA of Musca domestica (house fly), 2898 nucleotides long. RefSeq names its product CUGBP Elav-like family member 4 (gene bru3). Gene Ontology annotation, cellular component: nucleus; ribonucleoprotein complex; cytoplasm. The record is from RefSeq and is a predicted model, not a curated record. The coding region runs from base 509 to 1435 and encodes 308 amino acids. Lineage: Eukaryota; Metazoa; Arthropoda; Insecta; Diptera; Muscidae. Gene Ontology annotation, biological process: regulation of alternative mRNA splicing, via spliceosome; mRNA splice site recognition. Gene Ontology annotation, molecular function: mRNA binding. The transcript has 8 exons.
GUUGUAGUCAUCGCCAUCGUCGUCGUCAUCGUCGCCGUAUCCGUCGUUGCCGUUGUCGUUCAUUUCUCUUUUACGUUUUUGGGAAAUAAACAUUCAAAAAGUUGAAACAACAAAAAUUCAACGAACAGUUCUUAUUGCUAAGUCUAAACCGCAGGACACUCUGGAGCGUCGUUUACUGUGUGUGUUGUGUGUUUUUUUCUUUCCCACUGGCUAAACGAGUAUUUAAAAAAGGAUAAAAUUUAUUUUUUCAAAAAUCGAAGAAUAUACGAGCCAAAAAAACCAACCGUUGAGGAUAACAAUGAGAACGUAAAGAAAAAAAUUCAAUACAAAAAACAAGUGAAAAAUAAAUAUUUUUGAAAACAAAGCCCAAGCCGUAUUGUAAACAAAAAAACCAACAAAAGUGUCUUUACCACAAAGCAAAAAAUUAAAAAUAAAUCGGGAAAAUAACCAAAGAAAUCAAAUUGGAUUUAUAAAGAAAAUCAAAAAAGCAUUCUUGUGUCCAAAAUCAAUGCCAACAAUACAAAAGGGUGCUUCCUCUAGUCUGGUAGUUAAAUUUGCUGAUACCGAAAAAGAAAGGCAAAUACGGCGUAUGCAACAAAUGGCCGGUCAUAUGAAUCUGCUUAAUCCAUUUGUCUUUAAUCAAUUUGGUCCAUAUGGAGCUUAUGCGCAGCAACAACAAGCUGCAUUAAUGGCUGCCGCUGCCACAGCCCCUGGUUCAUAUAUAAAUCCCAUGACUGCUUUGGCCACUCAAAUACCUCCGGGCAUUAAUGGUGCUGGCCAGCCUUCAUUACCCUCACCGACCAUGCCCAAUUUCCAGAUGGGCGCACAAACGCCCAAUGGCCAACCGGGCAGUGCUGCUGCAGCUGCAGCGGCUGCUGCCGCCGCUGAUGGUGUGUUUACAAAUGGUAUGCCACCACAGACACCAUAUCCAGGACAAUUGUACCUUUCAGCACCUUUACACUUAACCAUACCACCCCAAGGCCUGCAAAAUGGCGAAGCCGCAGCAUUACAACAUGCCUUUGCCACUGGCAUGCAACCAUUCCCUGGAGUUGCCUUCCCCGCCGUUUAUGGACAUAUUCCACAAGCUUUACCACCACCAAUUGCGGCGGUUGCACCCGCUCCACGUGAAGAUUUUCUGAUGUUCCCAGGAUGUUCGAUUUCCGGUCCCGAAGGAUGUAAUCUCUUCAUAUAUCAUUUGCCGCAAGAAUUCGGUGAUGCUGAGCUAAUGCAAAUGUUCCUGCCAUUUGGCAAUGUGAUCAGUUCGAAGGUGUUUAUUGAUCGGGCUACAAAUCAGAGCAAAUGUUUUGGUUUUGUUUCAUUUGAUAAUCCUGCCAGCGCUCAAGCUGCCAUUCAGGCCAUGAAUGGCUUCCAAAUCGGCAUGAAAAGACUGAAGGUACAAUUGAAACGGCCCAAAGAUGCCAGUCGACCCUAUUAACAAUCGGAGUUCCUUCAAAUGUUAAAUUGUUUUCAAUCGUCUUUAAAUCUACAAACCUUCACCAAAUUGUUUAUGCAGUUCUAUGUUUUACAAAUCGAUUCCUCCUCUUUAUCCUCGGCCGCCGGUAAUAACAAUACAACUACAGCCACGACCACCAACCACACCACUACCACCACCACAAAUUGCAACACUCCAACUCCAUCACAGUUGCCAUUGCCACUACCACUACCAACACCACCAUCAACAACAACAACACAAACUCAAGCCCGCCUUCUCCAACAACAGCAACAAAUACACCAUCAUUAUCAACCAUCGCCGCCACAUCAUCAUCAACCUUAUCAUCUGCAGCAGCAUAAUAUUUUGCUUCCCUGGCAGCGUUAGUAGCUGUGGAAAACGCUGUCCCACAACAAAAAAAUAUUGAAAAAAAUAACAAAAAAAAGAAGAUGUGGAAAAGAAGCGGGAAGUUAUCUUGGUAUUUCAACAAUACAUUUAACACUCAAAAUAGACACAGAUCCAGUAUGGAAAUAAAAUUCCUGUCAUUAUUACACAUAUAUUCUACAUAUAUAGCAAAUAUAAUUUACACACGGAGCUAAAACAACCCUAAACUGAAGUUAAGCAGAAUCCAAGCGGAAUAAACGCCGAAGUAUAACAACAACAACAAACAAACAACAGCAACUCGAAAAUCAUAAAUAAAGAAAACACUGAACUUAUUACUUAACAUACAAAAUGAACAACAAUUUUUUGCCAAAAAGAAAAUAAUGAAAAUAUAUAUUAUUAUAUAUAUACAUACACAAGUCAAGUAGUAUAUAUAUAUAUAGAGAAAGAGAGAAGCAAAGCUGGAUGGAGCAAGCAAACAAUAAGUAACCCCUCCCCCGAAAAAAAAAAAAAUAAAUAAUAAAAUGCUACAUAGAAAGAACUCAUGCAGUUAGAUGCAGAAGAAAAUUACAUUUUUUUGUUAUACCACAAAGAGGAAGAAUUUAAAAAAAAAUAUUAUAAAAAAAUGUCAAAAAAAAUAUAUAAUUUUUAUUUUAUUAAAGAAAAAUAAAAUACAAAACAAAUAAUGAUAUAUAUAUUAAAGAAAAUAAAAUGACUGGCAAGUGACCAAAAACGAUCUGGGUUUUCAAACAACAAAAAAUAAAAAAAAAAAAAUAUUUAAAAAAUAAAUAACAAAAAAAAAUAAUUUUUAUACAAACCAAAAACAAAAGAAAAACAACAUUAUAAUGGGAAUUUAUAAGAAAUGAUAUAAUAUUGCGAGAAAAAAAACAAAACAAAAACAAAUACAAGUAGAAAAUUAAACCAAACAACAACAAAAACUAAUUUUACAAAAUUAUUAAAAAACAACAACAACAAAUGGAUACUUAUCAAAAGCAAACCAAACAACUGAUAAAGAAUAUUAAAACAAAUUGUUGAUUUAAAAAUUAUAUUAAAAACAAAAUAAUAAUUAUUAACAAAAAAAAAAUAAA